Daucus carota subsp. sativus is the source of this 620-nucleotide messenger RNA. RefSeq names its product signal peptidase complex subunit 1-like. Bases 143 to 424 code for a protein of 93 amino acids. Gene Ontology annotation, biological process: protein targeting to ER. The transcript has 2 exons. Gene Ontology annotation, cellular component: signal peptidase complex; endoplasmic reticulum membrane. NCBI's taxonomy places the organism in Eukaryota, Viridiplantae, Streptophyta, Magnoliopsida, Apiales, Apiaceae. The record is from RefSeq and is a predicted model, not a curated record.
AGCUAUUUAGGGGUUAACAACUUAAAGCCUUGGUGUUGGUAGUCGGAGUCAAAAGGACAGUAAACGCAAACGUAGUUCGGGCAAUUUGGGGAUCUAUCUAUCUUCAUUGUCUUCUUUCUUUCAAUUGUAACUGCAACUACUGAUGGAUUGGCAAGGGCAAAAACUCGCAGAGCAGCUGAUGCAGAUAAUUUUGGUGGCGUUUGCAGUGGUGGCAUUUUUUACAGGCUAUGUUUUGGGCUCCUUUCAAAUGAUGCUACUUAUAUAUGCUGGCGGAGUUGUUCUGACUACUCUUAUCACCGUGCCCAAUUGGCCGUUCUUCAACCGCCACCCUCUCAAAUGGUUGGAUCCUAGUGUUGCUGAAAAGCAUCCCAAGCCGCAAGCUGCUGCUGCUACUACUUCGAAAAAGAAGGGCUCAAAGAAGUAGAUAACUCACAAAUUGUUAUGCCAGGCAUUGCCUCGAUGUUAGAUGGGUUGUAUUAGUACUUGUACCUUUGGCCUUUUUCUCUAAAGAAUAUGCUUUUGAUCGGAUGGCAGUACGAUAUUCAUAUUAGCUUUAAUUAUGGGCACUUAAUUGCCCAUAUUUUACACAAUUGCUCUAAUGAAAUACAACUGUUCUUCUA